Molecule: messenger RNA, 3140 nt
Organism: Notolabrus celidotus (New Zealand spotty)
Lineage: Eukaryota; Metazoa; Chordata; Actinopteri; Labriformes; Labridae
Product: VIP36-like protein
Exons: 8
Coding region: 58-1119 (353 amino acids)
Biological process (GO): Golgi organization; endoplasmic reticulum organization; endoplasmic reticulum to Golgi vesicle-mediated transport
Cellular component (GO): endoplasmic reticulum membrane; COPII-coated ER to Golgi transport vesicle; Golgi membrane
Molecular function (GO): D-mannose binding
Source: RefSeq, a predicted model, not a curated record
CCGCCAAUAAACUACAAAGAAGAAGAAGAAGAAGAAGAAGAAGCAGAAGAAGUAAAGAUGGCCGCCGCUGAAACCAAGACAAAUCCUGUUCCAUUGAGGAGUUGGAGUUUCUGGUCUUCACUCUUUUAUUUCAGAAACAUCCGUGAAUUCACAUGUCUGUUUGUGACCGUGUGUGUUCUGAUGAGUCCGUCUCUGGCCGAGGAUCAGGACUUUGCGGAGGACUUUCUGAAGCGGGAGUUCUCCCUAGCGAAGCCGUACCGGGGGUUGGGCUUCUCUAGCUCCUCACAAUGGGACCUGAUGGGCACUGCCAUGGUGACACCUGACUACGUGAGGCUGACCCCAGACCUGCAGAGCAGACAGGGAGCAGUAUGGAGCCGCAUGCCUUUCUACUUGCGAGAUUGGGAGCUCAAGGUGCACUUUAAAAUUCACGGGCAGGGAAAGAAGAAUUUGAAUGGGGAUGGUCUGGCCAUCUGGCUGACCAAGGACCGCAUGCAGAAUGGUCCCGUUUUUGGCAACAUGAACCAGUUUGUUGGACUCGGAAUAUUUGUGGACACAUACCCCAAUAAUGACAGGAACCAUGAUAGAGCUUUCCCCUACGUGUCAGUGAUGCUGGGGAACGGGACUCUUUCGUACGACCACGACUAUGACGGUCGGACAACUGAACUCGGAGGAUGCACAGCCAUGACCCGCAACGCCAUCUAUGACACGUUUGUCCUCGUCAGAUUCUCCAAGAACAGACUCACGGUCAUGGUGGAUGUAGAAGGCAGGCAGGAGUGGAAAGACUGUGCUGACGUCACUGGACUGCACCUUCCUCAUGGCUACUUCUUUGGUGCUUCUUCUGCCACCGGAGAUCUGUCUGAUAACCAUGACAUCAUCUCCAUGAAGCUGUACCAGCUGACAGUAGAGCGGACUCCUGAGGAGGAGGAAGAGGAGGAGGCCACUAUCCCCAGUGUUGACAACAUGAAGCCGUUUCAAGUUGAAGUCCAGGAGGAAGGGAUGAGCAAAGUCCAGUUCUUCUUCACCCUCCUCUUCUCCAUCCUGGGCGUGGGCGUGCUGGCAGUGGUAGGGCUGGUAGUUUACGGGCGCUGGAAGGAAAAUAGACGCAAACGAUUCUAUUGAUCAGAGAACAAUGUACCGACGGUGUGUUUCUAAAUCAGCACAAGAAACAACAAUGCAAAGACUGCCAUAGCUUUACCAAACCAAACAAUCGAAUGAUCAACAAACAACACUGUGUUUCUAAAGCCAAGAUGAACAAACGGAGAGAUUACAGACGGAGCCAGCUGGGAAACUCUUACAUCUAGACAGAUUAGAUCAAAAAGAAAUUCAUCUCAAAGCACCGUGGGUCUGUAACAGAUGCACUAACCCAGACACUGAAGUUUGAACGUGUUCCUCCACAAAGAGAGGCACUCAAACGUCAGAACCAAUCCCAGAUGCUGUAUGUGGUUUACUGACAUCUCGUUACCUUUGACCUUCACUGACAUGUGCAUACCUCUUUCUGCCACUUGGUGCCGCCAACAGGAAGCUUAAACCUGAUGAGUAGAAGCUGUGAAGACCAAUCAACCUGUGUAUCUUUCUUCUUCUUAAUGCACUGAAAAUUCAAAUUGUAAUGAGCUCUCUAGAUUUUAUGGGGGCAGCUUGUGAGGCAAGCAAAGCACUUAAAUCAGCUGGAAUGGAACUGUGAUUGCUGUUUCUACAUGUGUGACUGUUGAUGAGUGGCUUUCUGUGUUGUACAUUUCAAGGGGAAGUCAUUUUGGGGCCCUCCUUAUUGUUUUUGUCACAUUUUGGGGUUGUGCUGUUCCAGUAGAUUACUUCAGAUAGCAUCAUAAUAUUUCAGGGAAAAUAAACCAGAUUAAAGAUUGUCCACUUAAAGUGAUUGUUACUGUUUUUAGACGUUCAUGGAAAAAUGCGUCUCAAGGCUUAAGUCCACCAGAUCUGUGUCCGGUCCGUCUCCGAUCCGUCACAGCACCGGAUCUGAUCGGUUUCUAUUCUAGUCAAUGUGUUAACUUCCACUGGAUCCACUCCAUUGCGUUCCGGCUGCGUCUCUGAUCCGGCAGGUUGGAGUCCUCCGGAUCAGAUACACAAGACUUCUAUUUUUGACGCAUCAAUCUCAACAGAGCAGAUGGAGCGGGACAGGAAGUCAGGUUUCACCAAAACAAAAUGAAAACAUCCGGUUAAUUUUCAGAAUAAAACACUCUGUGUUAUCACCAGAUCGUAUUUCACUGAACUACAACAACAAACCAAAGUCAUGAUGAGCGGAGCCAGGCCUGGAGUCAACAGGUCAGAGGUUUUCAGAGGACCAGAAAGACAACAUGGAUGAGGAGAGGAGGAGGAGGAGAAUCCUUGAUUCAGGGAUUACAGUGGGUAAACCUCGGUUACAUGACUCCGGCUCUCUGACGGUCCUGCUCUGUGCUGCGUUCCGAAAACACGAUCGGUGGGUGUUCAUGGAUGAGAGAGCACCGCAGCGGGUCGGAGACAGACCGGACACGGAUCUGGUGGAAGUCCCGUGCCAGAGUUCUCAAGUUAGCAGUGCCUCACGAGGACCAACUCAAACAAGCUUUUCAUUUUCUUUUGAAUAUCUCACAUUUUGAUUUUCCAAAGUAACUCCUACCUUCCUGAUGUUGACAAGUAGAUGUUAAUAUAUGUAUUCAAUCAGUCCGUCACCUCUGAGUAACAAAUGAUACUACACCUGUUUUCAAAAUAACCCGUAUCAUGCCUCUGAAAUGUCUUAGACCCCAAACUACAACACUGUGUUUCUUGUUUUAAAUAAUAUGUUGUAAUCAUGUUGCUUUUGAAUUGUGCUGACAUGUGUACUGUGAUUUUGGUAGCCAUAUGCAGGAUCGUGUAAUGAAGUGUGUUUGAGUAGAAUGAGCGUUUUCUGAUUAUAGUCUCUGUUUGUUAGCUCCUUCACCCCAUGACAGAUGACACAAGCUCUGUCUUUGGUGUGGCUGCUGGAUGUGUUCUGUUGCUUCUCUGAUCAGUCUGCCGGUGUUCACUGGACCUGUGAGUCAUUUCUGAAUCAUUUUGUAGCAAUAAGAGGCGGAGGAUGAAGUCAAUGGAAAUCCAAUAUUUUAAACUGAAAGUGAAAUAAUGUAUUAAAUCAAAGUAGAAGAACAAUUUAAAUCUGUGCAGAAGAACACAAA